Lachancea meyersii CBS 8951 is the source of this 606-nucleotide messenger RNA. The record is from the annotation of a GenBank genome assembly. NCBI's taxonomy places the organism in Eukaryota, Fungi, Ascomycota, Saccharomycetes, Saccharomycetales, Saccharomycetaceae.
AUGGACUUCUCCACUGUGACUUUUCUAGUUGUUCUACUCGCUACUUUUGCUUUAGUUAAAUGGCUACUACAAGCUGAGUCGCACCCGUCAGCACAGCGGCCAGCAGCCUCGCCCGCUACCGGUUCCGCCACUGGAUCAAAUUCUAACCGGAGCAGAAACAUAACUACAGCGACAAGACGGUCCAGAAGACCAGUCACAGAUGACAUGAUUGAAGUAGUGCAGAACUUGGCACCUACCUUGCAUGUUGAGCAGAUCAGGUUCAGCCUUGAGCAGACAGGGUCCGUUGAAGAAACCGUGGAAAGGUUUCUCAGAGGCGACGAACUCGCCUUCCCUCCAGGUCACACAAAUCGCAAUCCAGAGUCUAGCCCUGUGGCUGCCGAACGAGGUCCAGCGUCGCGGGACAGUCCAGACAUCAGAAAGAAGAGCAACAUCAAGCCAGACAAUCUGCUAACCAAGUACGACAUUGAUUUGACCAUUGAGCCUAGCGGCGCCGACUACAACGAAUUGAGCAUUGAAGAACGGAAACGCCAUCUGGUACGACUUGCUAGGCAGAACAUGGAAAAACGCCUUGAGACGGAGCAAGAGCUCAGAGAGCUACUGAAAUGA